AACAAAACAAAAGAAAGAGGUUGAGAUUGUUAGUGGACGUGGUUCAAACCUGAAACCAAACUUGGACGUAUGGUAUGGCUUCAACAACCACCAGAAUGCUGAAGGGAAUUUUGCUAUUACACCUCUCUUCCACACCUCCCUCUUCUCUUCUUCGCAUUACUCGCGACCUUUCUCGCCCUUUCUUCCUCUCCUCUCUUCAGUUACAGCGUUCGCAUCCCGCCACUGCAAUUCGAUGCGCUUCCUCAGCUUCAGAUUCUGGGAACAACAAAGUAUCCUCUCGGCUUUCGCAGGUCCAUGAGCUUCUCCAAGAAGCUGAACAUCGAUCUCUAUCCGCUGAUUACAACGCCCCAAUUCCUAAAAUCACUUUGGAUCAUGUUACUGUGAGUUUUGCAAGAAGUGGAGGACCUGGGGGUCAGAAUGUCAAUAAAGUGAACACCAAGGUCGACAUGCGGUUCAAUGUUGGAAAGGCACAUUGGCUAAGUGAAAGGGUCAGGGAGAAGAUUAUGCAAAUGGAGAAAAAUCGUAUGAACAAGGAUGGGGAGCUUGUGAUUUCUUCAACCAAAACUAGAACACAGAAGGGAAACAUUGAGGAUGCUUUGGCAAAGCUUCAGGAAAUCAUUGAUGCAGCAUCUUAUGUCCCACCACCUCCCUCAGAAGAGCAAAAGAAGAAAAUUGCUAAGUUGGCUGCCAUAGGAGAGCACAAACGUCUCAAAAGCAAGAAGGUGCAAUCAGAUAAGAAAGCGCAAAGAAGAAGUAAAAGUAGUUGGGACUAAUACAUUGUUUUUCAGAAUCUUUAAACUAUCUAUCAUCUUAAGCACAGAAGUACAAUCCUUUAAUACUACCAUAAUUGGAUACAUCUUACAUAUACAUCAUGACAUCAGAUGAUUGGUUGAAGAUAUAAUCAAGGACUCGAAAAACAUUAAUCAACAUGAAGGAUAUCCAAAGUGGUUUUAUUGCUGCAUAGUGUUGGUUAAAUUUGUGACGCAGCUACGAUUUAGUGCAAUAGGAAAUUUUCAAAUUGAAAUACCAUAUGUUGCUUUUAUCUACAAUGUUUUCCUUAUCAGCUUGAGCUGCAAUUACGGGAAUUCGACGCGUGUCUUUACGGGAAGUCAACAACCCUGGGAACAUGUCCAUUUUUGUACUUGGGAAGGUUGGGUCCCUUAUGAUUUAGUUUGGAUAAGAUUCACUUCAGAGGAAGUGUGUUUCCCAUAGAGUGAAAGAAACCAAUUCCAGUAGUACAUUGCUUUACAGUUUCACUACAGAAACAUGAAAUGUUAUUUUCACUUGAUAAGGGUUUGGCAUUUGCUUUUGAUGGUAUGGUACUCUGAAGAAAACAAUAUUUUUUAUUUUAAUUUAACUGUUUUGGUGA
Messenger RNA from Medicago truncatula (barrel medic), 1369 nucleotides. Its product is annotated as peptidyl-tRNA hydrolase ICT1, mitochondrial. Gene Ontology annotation, molecular function: translation release factor activity. The record is from RefSeq and is a predicted model, not a curated record. NCBI's taxonomy places the organism in Eukaryota, Viridiplantae, Streptophyta, Magnoliopsida, Fabales, Fabaceae. Gene Ontology annotation, biological process: translational termination. Bases 75 to 773 code for a protein of 232 amino acids. The transcript is spliced from 8 exons.